Sabethes cyaneus is the source of this 2563-nucleotide messenger RNA. RefSeq names its product NADH-ubiquinone oxidoreductase 75 kDa subunit, mitochondrial (gene ND-75). The record is from RefSeq and is a predicted model, not a curated record. Bases 136 to 2328 code for a protein of 730 amino acids. Gene Ontology annotation, biological process: ATP synthesis coupled electron transport. Gene Ontology annotation, molecular function: NADH dehydrogenase (ubiquinone) activity; iron-sulfur cluster binding. Gene Ontology annotation, cellular component: membrane. Lineage: Eukaryota; Metazoa; Arthropoda; Insecta; Diptera; Culicidae. The transcript is spliced from 4 exons.
UUGGCAGCCUCUGUUCAAACGUCAAACAGCAGUGCUGUGUGAAGAGAAAAUUCUACGAAAAAUCGUCUGUUUUUCUCGGAAUAUUUCCCGUUCCAGAGUAUUUUCCUACAUAGGACGUAACAAACGACAGCAGCGAUGCUACGAGCACCGUUCACAAGGGCACUAGCGCUUGGUGCGCGCGGUCAGACCUCCCCGGUGCACGUCGUCCGGACAACGGCAACGACUCCGGCUAAGCUGCCGGAGAAAAUAGAGGUGUUUGUUGACGACAAACCGGUGAUGGUGGAUCCCGGAACUACGGUCCUGCAGGCAGCCGCUCUAGUGGGUGUGGAAAUACCCCGUUUCUGCUACCACGAACGGUUGGCCGUAGCCGGAAACUGCCGGAUGUGUCUGGUCGAGGUUGAAAAGUCCCCGAAACCGGUGGCCGCUUGCGCUAUGCCUGUGAUGAAGGGUUGGCGCAUUAAGACCAAUUCCGAAAUGACCCGUAAGGCUCGGGAAGGUGUCAUGGAAUUUCUGCUGAUGAACCAUCCGUUGGACUGUCCGAUCUGCGACCAGGGAGGCGAAUGUGACUUGCAGGACCAAGCUAUGGCUUUCGGCUCGGAUCGGUCGAGAUUUACCGAUAUCGAUCACAGUGGCAAGCGUGCCGUUGAAGAUAAGGAUAUUGGACCCUUGGUGAAAACUAUUAUGACCCGUUGUAUCCACUGUACUCGAUGCAUUCGGUUUGCUUCGGAAGUCGCUGGAGUUGAUGAUUUGGGAACGACCGGACGAGGAAACGAUAUGCAGAUUGGAACCUACGUCGAGAAACUGUUCUUGACUGAACUGUCCGGGAAUGUGAUUGAUCUUUGCCCGGUCGGUGCUUUGACUAAUAAGCCGUACAGCUUCGUUGCCCGUCCUUGGGAGAUUCGUAAGAUCGAAUCAAUUGAUGUUUUGGAUGCUAUCGGAAGUAACAUCAUUGUUAGCACACGCACUGGCGAAGUGCUCCGAAUUUUGCCUCGUGAAAACGAUGAAAUCAACGAGGAAUGGCUGUCGGACAAGUCUCGUUUUGCCUGCGACGGUCUCAAGCGUCAGCGGUUGAUUGCUCCGAUGCUGCGCAAUCCGAGUGGCGAGUUGGAAGCGGUUGAGUGGGAAUCGGCUCUGAUUACUAUCGCUCAGGCGCUUCGCAGUGCUCCGAAGGGCAAAAUCGCUGCUGUCGCCGGUGGGUUAGUCGAUGCAGAAUCUUUAGUGGCUUUGAAGGAUCUGCUGAAUAGGUUGGGAUCGGAAACGCUGUGCACGGAGCAGAAAUUUCCAACCGACGGGUCGGGAAUCGAUUUCCGUUCUAGCUAUUUGUUGAAUUCAUCGAUCGCUUCCUGCGAGGAAGCCGAUCUGGUGCUGCUCGUGGGUACCAAUCCACGUUACGAGGCUCCAUUGCUGAACACCAGACUACGCAAGGGCUACGUUCACAAUGAACAGAAUAUCGCUUUGAUUGGACCGAAGGUCAAUCUGUCGUAUGAGUAUGAGCAUCUUGGAAAUGACGUCUCCUUGGUUCGCGAUAUCGCCUCGGGAAACCAUCCUUUUGCUAAGAAGUUGAAGGCCGCUAAAAAGCCAUUGAUUAUUGUUGGUGCUGACAUGUUGGCACGAAAGGAUGGCAGCGCCUUUGCAACUGCUCUCCACGUGUUUUCCAACUCAUUGAGCCCCGCUGAUCCCAACUGGAAGGUUUGGAACGUUCUGCAAACAAACGCAGCCCAAACGGCGGCCCUGGACGUUGGUUAUACACCGGGUGCGGAGGCAGCGAUCAGUGCAGAGCCAAAGGUGCUGUUCCUUUUGGGAGCAGAUGCCGGUGCCAUCAAGAAAGAGCAACUCCCGAAGGAUUGCUUCGUCAUCUACCAGGGUCAUCACGGAGAUGACGGAGCUCAGCUGGCGCAUGCUAUUCUGCCGGGAGCGGCCUACACCGAGAAGCAGGGCACCUAUGUCAACACGGAAGGUCGUGCCCAGCAGACACUUGUCGCCGUUACUCCACCCGGUCUGGCUCGUGAGGACUGGAAGAUUCUGCGUGCUCUGUCAGAAGUUACCGGUGCUCCGCUCCCGUACGAUACCCUGGAUGAGCUGCGAACACGCAUGGAAGACAUCGCGCCACAUCUCGUCCGUUACGGCCGACUGGAGAAGGCGAACUUCUUUAAGGCGGCCGAAGAAUUGCUGCGCAAUGCACCGGUACAGUUCGACGGCAGCAAGAUCGAUGUUAGUCAGAAAAAGCUGGAGGAUUUCUUCAUGACCGAUCCGAUCACGCGGGCAUCGCCCACGAUGGCCAAAUGUGUAACGGCAGCCAAGAAGCAAGCCGCUCAAGCUGCUAAUUAGAUUUGUUUUAAAAUGUUACUCACACUUGUCAAUCGUCCGAUGGUUGACGAAUUAAAAUUGCAAAAAUAUAGAAAUAAAUGUUAAAUCAAUUUAUUGGUGCGAAAUGCGGUAUCCUGGAAGGAAUACAGAAACGAUAAUUUAAACAACAUUUUGAAGCAUGUUACAACAAGAGCAAAAGGCACCAUGUAUUAAAUAACUUCAGUCUGUACUUUGAUCAAUAAACAUCAAAAAUUGA